Messenger RNA from Nothobranchius furzeri (turquoise killifish), 3986 nucleotides. It is a transcript of the gene myo1hb, whose product is annotated as myosin IHb. Lineage: Eukaryota; Metazoa; Chordata; Actinopteri; Cyprinodontiformes; Nothobranchiidae. Gene Ontology annotation, biological process: vesicle transport along actin filament; actin filament organization. Gene Ontology annotation, molecular function: ATP binding; microfilament motor activity; actin filament binding. The record is from RefSeq and is a predicted model, not a curated record. Gene Ontology annotation, cellular component: cytoplasm; plasma membrane; vesicle.
CCCUUCAAUAUAAGCAGAUGUUCAGUUUGGCUCUGAAGAAAAAAAUCAUUUCAGCAGCUCAGUCAGACACUAAAGAUCCUCCAGAGCCUGGAGGAGAGGUGCAACCGGAUCCUGAGGAACAUGGAAGCCUCCCUGACAGCUCGGGAUCGUGUGGGCAUCCAGGACUUUGUCCUCCUGGACGCCUACACCAGUGAGAGAGCCUUCCUGGACAACCUGAGGAAACGCUUCCAUGAGAAUCUCAUUUACACCUACAUUGGGACUCUGCUGGUGUCGGUGAACCCGUAUAAAGAGUUAGACAUCUACAGCAAGAAGCAAAUGGACACCUACAUGGGAGUUAACUUAUUCGAGCUUCCACCUCACAUCUACGCUUUGGCAGAUAACGUCUUCCGCACCAUGAAAUCUGAGUUCAACAACCAUUUCAUCCUGAUCUCUGGGGAAAGUGGGGCUGGAAAGACCGAAGCCUCCAAGAAAAUCCUCCAGUUCUACGCUGUCAGCUGCCCGAGCACCAAAGUAUUAAACAACGUCCGGGACAGGCUGCUACUCUCUAAUCCAGUGCUUGAAGCUUUUGGAAAUGCCAAAACCCUGAAGAAUGAUAACUCGAGCCGCUUUGGGAAAUACAUGGAUAUCCAGUUUGACCACCAGAGUGGAGCUGUUGGUGGCCACAUCCUCAGUUACCUGCUGGAGAAAUCCCGUGUUGUCCAUCAGAACCAUGGCGAGAGAAACUUCCACAUCUUCUACCAGCUGGUGGAAGGAGGAGAGGAAGAGCUUCUCCGCUGGCUCGGCCUGGAGAGAAACUGCAAGAACUACUGCUACCUAGUGCAAGGGGAUUGUGCCAAAGUUAGCUCCAUCAACGAUAAACGUGACUGGAAGACGGUGAGGAAGGCCCUCUCUGUUAUAGAGUUCAGUGAAAGUGAAACAGAGAAUUUAUUUGGAAUAAUUGCCAGCGUACUGCACAUGGGGAACAUAAAGUUUGAAGCCGAUGCUCGAGGAUACGCCACUCUCAACAACAACCAGGAGAUGCACUGGGUGUCAAAGUUGUUGGGGAUUCCUAAUCAGGUGCUACAACAGGGCUUAACUCACAGAAAGAUAGAAGCCAAAUCAGAGGAGGUGCUCAGUCCCUUCUCUGUGGACCAUGCAGUGUAUGCCAGGGACGCCCUUGCCAAAGCCAUCUAUGGACGUACUUUCAACUGGGUGGUCAAUAAGAUAAAUGAAUCAUUGGCUAACAAGGAUUCCUCCAGGAAGACAGUAAUCGGAUUACUGGACAUCUAUGGGUUUGAGGUUUUUAACGUGAACAGCUUUGAACAGUUUUGCAUCAACUACUGCAACGAAAAGCUGCAGCAGCUUUUCAUCCAGCUGACCCUCAAAUCAGAGCAGGAGGAGUACGAAAUGGAAGGGAUUGAAUGGGAACCAGUGCCAUAUUUCAACAACAAGAUCAUCUGUGAUCUUGUGGAAGAAAAACACAGAGGAAUCAUCUCUUUGUUGGAUGAGGAAUGUUUGCGCCCCGGUGAAGCCACAGAUCUUACCUUUCUGGAAAAGAUGGAGGAAAAAAUUGGUGGCCAUCCUCAUUUUGUCACACAUAAACUUGCGGGCAAAGAAACAAGAAAGAGCCUGGACAGAGGAGACUUCCGCCUGUUGCACUACGCUGGAGAGGUUACAUACUGUGUUGUCGGAUUCUUGGACAAAAACAAUGAUCUGUUGUAUCGAAAUGGAAAAGAGGUCAUGAGACAGUCCAAGAAUGGCAUCAUCAAAAACUGCUUCCCCUCUUCUGAACCAGAAAGCAAAAAGAGACCUGAAACUGUGGUGACUCAGUUUAAGAACAGCUUGGCGGGACUGACUGAAAUCCUGAUGUCCAAAGAACCCUGGUACGUCCGCUGCAUCAAACCCAACGAGUCCAAGCAGUCAGGACAAUUCGAUGAUGUGCUGGUGAGACAUCAGGUGAAAUAUCUUGGGCUGAUGGAGCACCUGAGAGUCAGACGAGCUGGUUUUGCAUAUCGCCGCAAAUAUGAGCUCUUUCUCCAGAGGUACAAGGCUCUGUGUCCAGAUACCUGGCCAAACUGGAAAGGUACUCCAGCAGAAGGUGUGCUGUGCCUCGUUAAACACCUGGGCUACAAAUCUGAUGAGUACAAGAUGGGAAGGACAAAGAUUUUCAUCCGCCACCCGAGAACUCUGUUUGCCACAGAGGAUGCCUUUCAGAUCUGCAAACAUAAGCUAGCAACAAGGAUUCAGGCCAAAUACAAAGGCUACAGGGUGAAAGAGGACUACCUGAAACAGAAAGAGGCCGCCACAAAGAUCGAGACCUGUUGGAGAGGUCUGAUGGCGAGGAAGGAGCGUGAGAGGAGAGCUUGGGCUGUGAAGGUCAUCAAGAGGUUCAUUAAAGGUUUCAUGACCAGAAAUCAACCAGCCUGCAUCGACAACAGUGAAUACCUGGCCUAUGUGAGGCAGAGCUACCUCACACGGCUGAAGGAAACCCUUCCCAAAACGGUCCUGGAGAAGGACUGCUGGCUCACCCCGCCUCCUGUCAUGAGGGAGUGUUCCCAGCUCUUGCACAAGAUCUACAGUCGCCAACUAGUGAGGAAGUAUGUCCGCGGGAUUGCUCCUCAAAGGAGAUCUCAGCUCCAGAUGAAAGUUCAGACGAGCUCCAUGUUCAAAGGGAAAAAAGAAAACUACACCUUCAGCGUGGGCCGACCGUUUGUGGACACUAGGAUCGCUUUAGAAGACAUAAACAUCAAGGUCCUUCAGCUGAUCCGACACGAACACAUCAAGUACAGUGUGCCAGUGGUGAAAUACGACAGGAACGGCUUCAGGCCUCGCCUUCGGCAGCUCAUCUUCACCCAAGAAGCCGCCUACCUGAUCGAAGAGGCAAAAAUCAAGCAGAGAAUCGAUUACGCCUCUCUAAGAGGUGUGUCUGUGAGCAACCUAAGUGACAACUUCCUCAUCUUUCAUGUUACCUGUGAUGAUAUCAAACAAAAGGGGGAUCUGGUUCUGCAGUGCGACUACCUGUAUGAAGCUCUGACUAAACUGAGUGUUGUUGCUGACAAGCAGAGCUGCGUCAAAGUGGUCCAGGGGAGUGUGAGAUUUGACAUCCAGCCUGGCAGAGAAGGGUUUGUGGACUUCAAAAGUGGUCAGGAGUCCAUGGUCUACAGGGCAAAGAAUGGCCACUUGAUGGUGGAAUCAACGAGAGUCAAGUCCAGAUGAAGAAUAUGCAGGAUCACAUGGUGCUCGUAGUGGUCCUGAGUCAGCAGCCAUGCUACACAGCUCACCACCUGUUUUCAAAAAUUUACAUCAGCUGACUUUUUUUAAGUUUGCAUCUUUAGAUUAAUGUCAGAGUUUAUCUGUUGAUGCACAGAUCCUGCCAAUAAAUGUAGUUAUAAAGCUUGUUCAUGUAGAUGAUGUUUGGGUGUAAAUCACCUCUGAAGUAACUGAUCCUAGAACAGAAUCAACUAAAAACUGAAGAUUUUUUGUUUUUAAUGUUCAGUAAAAUGAUAACAUAUUUCUGAAGCCAUGACUGCAACAUUUAUUAGGGCUUAACAUUGCCACACCUUUAUAUGGAAGCUGCGUUUUGAGUUUUUAUCUUUAUGAACAUUUUCAGAGUUUAUUAAAGCAAAAACUAAAAUUAGAACAUCGUCUUUAUUUAGCAGCUUCCCCUGCUGGACGUCGGUGGAACUUACCGACGAGUUUAGUUAAAAUCAAAUUCUUGAAUUGUUUUGCUUUGCAGCUUCAUCAAAGAAAAUCUGCAAAGCUGUCGUCUCAUUUAAAUCAGGGUCAUUUUUUUAAAAGAUUUUUGUGAUUUAGCUUUUAGAUUUAUCCGCAUGCUUCAAAUUAUGGUUCUUUACCUUUUCCUCAUGUUUUCCUUAAUACACCAUUUAAUGUCUUUUUAAUCCCAAUACAAAAAACAAAUGGCUUACUAAGUUUAGUGCGUACUGAAAAAAAUAAUUUUAAUGUCAUAAAGCAACCCUGUAUUGUAUUAUUGUUGAUUUAUUUCAGUU